Drosophila elegans is the source of this 1225-nucleotide messenger RNA. RefSeq lists its product as uncharacterized. The record is from RefSeq and is a predicted model, not a curated record. The transcript has a single exon. Gene Ontology annotation, biological process: snRNA transcription by RNA polymerase III; snRNA transcription by RNA polymerase II. Gene Ontology annotation, molecular function: sequence-specific DNA binding. The coding region runs from base 67 to 1152 and encodes 361 amino acids. Lineage: Eukaryota; Metazoa; Arthropoda; Insecta; Diptera; Drosophilidae. Gene Ontology annotation, cellular component: snRNA-activating protein complex.
UCGGUUUGUUUACAUUUUCGGAGUGUGUGGGAAUGGGCACAAAGUUGGCGUCAAUAAAGACCCGCAAUGGAGCUUAAUAUCUUCGACGACUGCUGGGAGUUGAUGCACCGGUUCCAGCGACUGGUCAACGAAGGCGAGAACUGCGAAUUCGAGGUGUUUUGCCGGUGCUGGCGGGAAAUGCAGCUGCAGCACCUCUUCUCCGGCCAGUCAAACCACACUGAGGUGAUAGCCACCACUCUGACGGCGCUGCACGUGGCCAAACGGCUGUCAUGCUCCCGCCGCACCAACGGGGACCUCUUCGCCGCCUCCCGCUCCCAGAGGAUUGCCGGAUUUUAUUUGCUCUACGUGAUUUACAACAAGCAGCCCACCCUAAACUUCGUGAAGAUCGAGGUCUCACCUCGCACCUGGCAGGAGCUAACCAACUAUGUGCUGCAGCUGCGCAAUGACAGCCCGGAGAGGAAGGACACCCAGCAGGUGGCCUACAUGUUUUGGCGCCUCGUCCAGGAGCAGGCCUUCCGGUUCACAGCGCUCGACUACUGCCAGGGAUUGGACAAUUUGGUGGACUACGACCGGCUGGAGACUGUAGCGGGUGCAAAGCGACAAAGACAGAGUGCAUUGAUGCUGAAACAACAGCGACCCAACAAUGUCAGCCUCUCCUAUGAACUGGAGGGCCUGCAAUCACUGGACCUGGCCAGUCGGCCAUUGUGUGAUCUGGAGUCAGCCUAUAAUGCACAAAAGUUGCAACUGGCGGGUCAGCAGCAGGCUCUGCCGCCCACUCAAAUUUUUGGCCAACUGCGCGAAGUCUUUGCAGACAUUCAAAAGAUACUGGGAAACAACAAAAAUCCCGAGGAUGAGGAGCAGCCCACAACUUCUGCAAGCAACCAGUUAGAGGUGCGACAAAAAGUGCGAAACAAGGCCAUGUACGGCAUGGAGGAAAGGGGGCCGCAGCACCAGCCGGAGGAACUCGAAGUGGAGCUGGAGGUCAACGAAUCGUAUCAACGGAGAAUGUCUUCGGCUACUGUGUUUCAACAGCCAUUAUCCGAGGAUGUACAGCGGGAAUAUCAGAUCUAUGAUUACAGUGACGACGAUGAAGACGAGGAGGAAGAAAGCGAGGUCACAGAGGAAGAUGUCCAGGAACUACUAGGCUCUUAAGCUUCAGUAAAUAACGAUGAAAUACGGAAUAAUGAAUUUAAUUUUAGCUUAAAAAUAAAAUAUUUUUAAAUAA